Necator americanus (New World hookworm) is the source of this 243-nucleotide messenger RNA. RefSeq lists its product as uncharacterized. The transcript has a single exon. The coding region runs from base 1 to 243 and encodes 80 amino acids. NCBI's taxonomy places the organism in Eukaryota, Metazoa, Nematoda, Chromadorea, Rhabditida, Ancylostomatidae. The record is from RefSeq and is a predicted model, not a curated record.
AUGUAUAUGGCUUCCGUUGGAGUCUUGGAUGAAGGACAGCCAUGCGAGCAAGCAGGGUUUCGAAAAGGAUUCAGCACGAUUGACCACAUUCACACUGUUUCGAAACUCAUCGAGGUGUCACGAGAGUACAAGAUGCCGCUCUGUCUCACCUUCAUCGACUUAAAGAAGGCCUUCGACUCAGUUGAGACGGAAGCGGUCGUUCUACAAGUUGUCUAUUCUACAAGAACAUCAUCAUUGACGUGA